AUGGCGCGCUUUUCCUCCACCGGCAGCAGCAUAAUAAUCCCCCGCGGGCGCCUCCGCCCCAAAUCUCGCCGUCGCCAUAUCCUCCCCCUCCUCGCCCUCUUACUUCUCUUUAGCAUCGCUUACUUUCUUCACUCCUCCUCCUCCUCCUCCUCCUCUCCUCCAUCAGCAGCACAUGCUGUCUCAGAGUUCGCCUGGCUACAACACCACAUGAACUCCCCUUUCCCCUCUCAAAGGAGAAACUUAGUCUCCAACACCUCUUUCGACUGGAGCUCCAUCCCCUACAAAUAUCCCCCGCCCUUUCCCCUCCGGGUCUUACCCCUACCCUCUGGCUUUCCCAUUUCUUUACCACCCAUCCAACACCAUUUUGGACCAGAAUCCCGAACAGCGCGCCAUAUCCGCGAAUCCCGACGACAGCAAGUCAAGCAAGUGUUCAUCAAGAACUGGAAAUCUUACCGCGAACGAGCAUGGAAAAAGGACGCUUUGCUGCCCAUUUCCGGGGGAUAUAAAGAUCAAUUCUCCGGAUGGGCCGCUACGCUAGUUGACGCACUGGAUACGCUCUGGAUCAUGGGGUUACGGAGUGAAUUCGACGAGGCAGUCGCAGCCGUAGCCGAGAUCGAUUUUGGAGUUGUGCAAGAAGGAAGUGGAAACAGAGUGAAUACCUUUGAGACUAACAUUCGGUACUUGGGCGGACUUUUAGGGGCGUAUGACCUUAGUCACAGGGAUAUACUAUUGAUCAAGGCGCGCGAGAUUUUGAGCGGGCCAAGGAGGGAAAAGAAGGGGUUGGAAGUGGAAGAGACAGUAGUGAGCGCUAGUCCGGGAACACUCACGCUGGAAAUGACGAGGCUGGCGCAGGUGAUGGGGGACAUGCAGUAUUACGAUGCGGCGGCGAGGGUGAUGGAUGUUUUUGAGCGGGGGCAGAAUCGCACCAAAAUCCCGGGGUUGUGGCCUGUCUAUGUGUCGAUGGCGAGGCAGGACGUAGUGCCGACGAGCGGGAAUCAGUUUGGCGUGGCGGGGGGUGCGGAUUCGUUGUAUGAGUAUUUGCCCAAGAUGUAUGCGCUUACGGGGGGGUUGGAGACGCGGCCGAUGGUGCCGGGGAAUGAGGACGUCUUGAUGAUUGGGACGGCGGAUGUCAUGAUUAAUAAGAAUGGGAAGGAGGAGGUGGUGCUGAAUCCGGAGAGCGAGCAUUUGGGGUGUUUUGUGGGAGGGGUUUAUGGACUUGGUGGGAGGUUGUUUGGGAGGCCGGAGUGGGUGGAGAACCAGGGCAUCAAGAUCACAAAGGGGUGUGUGUACGCUUACAGGGCGAUGCCGACGGGGAUGAUGCCCGAGAGGUAUAACAUGGUGCCUUGUCCGUCACGCGAUGAUGUGAGUUGUUGGUGGAACGAGGACGUGUGGAAGAGGGAGAAGAAGAAGAGGCUUGAGUGGAAGCAACAUCUACCAAAGGGGUUCACGACGGCGAAGGAUCCGAGGUAUAUCCUGCGACCAGAGGCUAUUGAGAGCGUGUUUGUCAUGUGGAGGAUUACAGGCAGACAGGAGUUCCAGGAGGCGGCGUGGGAUAUGUUUACGGCUGUGAGCAAUGCGACGGAAACCGAGUUUGCGAAUGCGGCCGUGUUGGAUGUGACCAAGGCCGAGUAUCCUCUGCCAAAGGAGGAUUACAUGGAGAGCUUUUGGUUGGCCGAGACACUCAAGUAUUUCUACUUGGUCUUUUCGCCGCCAGAUGUUAUCAGUCUCGAUGAUUUCGUCUUGAACACCGAGGCGCAUCCGUUUCGAAGGCCAAAGAAGCCACGGGUCGAUCGCCCAUUGAAGAUGUAA
Messenger RNA from Neurospora crassa OR74A, 1809 nucleotides. It is a transcript of the gene gh47-8, whose product is annotated as class I alpha-mannosidase. Gene Ontology annotation, cellular component: endoplasmic reticulum; Golgi membrane. The transcript is spliced from 4 exons. The record is from RefSeq and is a predicted model, not a curated record. Gene Ontology annotation, biological process: carbohydrate metabolic process; N-glycan processing. Gene Ontology annotation, molecular function: mannosyl-oligosaccharide 1,2-alpha-mannosidase activity; calcium ion binding. Bases 1 to 1809 code for a protein of 602 amino acids. Lineage: Eukaryota; Fungi; Ascomycota; Sordariomycetes; Sordariales; Sordariaceae.